ACUUGCCACUCACCUCCCCCCAAAUAAAAAGAGUCCUUGGCUCAACAUAAGGAAGCUGUUUCCGAUAGUCAGGCUCUGCUCAACCAUGACCUGGGGAUGAGCACCCCGUCUAUGGAAGAGUGCAAGCAGACACUGGACAGCAGCAUGUUGGAGAUGGGAUAUUUGCAGGGCACCCCUGUCCAGGUUGGCAGUUGAGCCAGGCAGGCAACCGCUGAGACCCCUCCCAACUCCAGCACGUCAGGAAUCCAUGGCUGAGGGUGCCUUAGGAUCUCUCAAUGGGGUGGCUUGGCUCUGGGCUCACAUUCCCUGUGAGCUGCCUGAUCCUGGUGUGGGCAGCAGGCUCUGGGAGUGUUCGGCCCACCUGCUUCUCCGACUACCUGAGCACCUCCACCUGUGAGUGGGAGAUGGGCAGUGCCGCCAACUGCAGCGCCGAGCUCCGCCUCACCUACCAGCUGGACUUUCCGGACUCCGAAAACCGCACGUGUGUCCCUGAGAACAAGGGGAGUGCAGUGUGCCUGUGCCACAUGCUGAUGGAUGACAUAGCCAGUGGGGACACCUACCAGCUGGACCUUUGGGCUGGGCAGCAGUGGUUGUGGAGUGGCACCUUCAGGCCCAGUGAGCAUGUGAAACCCAGGGCCCCCAGAAACCUCACGAUUGACAACAGCGCCUCGGGCCAGUGGCAGCUGACCUGGAGCAUCCCGUACUCUCAUGAGAGCUUCCUGCACCUCGAGCUCUCCUAUAUGGUCAACAUUUCCAAUGACAACGACCCCACAGAGUUCGUAGUCUACAAUGUGACCUACUUGGAGCCCAUCCUCCGCUUCUCAGCCACCACCCUAAAGCCUGGGGCUUUCUACAGCGCACGGGUGAAGGCCUGGGCUCAGGGGUACGACAGCCUGUGGAGUGAGUGGAGCCCCAGCGUCAAGUGGUUUAACUACUACACGUGGCCCUGGGAGCAGCACCUCCCACUCGCCGUCAGCGUCACCUGCAUUGUCAUCCUGAUCAUCUGCCUGUUCUGCUAUUUCAGCAUCAUCAAGAUUAAGAAAGAAUGGUGGGACCAAAUUCCCAACCCGGCCCACAGCCGCCUUGUGGCUAUUGUCAUCCACGAGUCUCAGGCGCCACCGUGGGGGAAGAGGGCCGGAGGCCAGGAACCAGCCAAGUGCCCACACUGGAAGACUUGUCUGGCUAAGCUCCUGCCCUGUUUGCUGGAGCAUGGCGUGGGCAAGGCUGACAGUUCCUCCAAGGCUGCAAGAAGCGGGCCUGUCCAGGGUCCUGGAGGACCAGCGUGGCGCCCUGUGGAGGUCAGCAGGACGGUCCUCUGGCCAGAGAGCAUCAGCGUGGUGAAGUGCGUGGAGCUGUUAGAGGCCGCGGUGGAGAGCGAGGAGGAAGCGGGCGAAGGUAGAGGGAGCCUCUGCCCCUCGCCUGAGAGCAGCGGGGGCUUCCAGGAGGGCAGGGCGGGCAUCGCGGCCCGGCUGACAGAGAGCCUGUUCCUGGACCUCCUCGGGGGUGAGGAUGGCGGCUUUUCGCAGGGCUUCGGGGAGCCCUGCCCUCUUCCACCUUCAGGAAGCGUGAGCGCGCACAUGCCUUGGGCUGAGGAACCAAGUGAGGAGCCCCAGGAGCUGUCGCAUCAGGGGGGGGAGCAGCCUUCUGGCCCAGAGCCAACCCCUCCAGCCACUCUGACGCAGAGCCCAGACUGCCCGGCUGGCACAGAGCUGCCCGCUGUCGUCAUCACAGACAACCCCUCUUACCGCAGCUUCAGCACCCUGCCCAGCCAGUCCUCGGGUCCUGGAGAGCUUGACGCAGACCCACAGCUGGCCCCCUGCCUGGGGGAUGGGGACCCUCACAUGCUCUCUGCUCCCCAGCCCCCCGAGCCGGAAAGCUGGGAGCAGGCCCUCCGCCGGAGCGUCCUGCAGCACAGGGCGGCCACGGCCCGCGCCCCGGCCCCCGCCGGCGGCUACAGGCAGUUCGCGCACGCGGUGGCGCAGGGCUGCGGCCCUUCCGGGGAGGCUGGGUACAAGGCCUUCUCCAGCCUGCUCCCCAGCGGUGCCCUCUGCCCAGGCACGUCUGAGGUUGAGGCCAGCAGUGGGGAGGGGUGCUACAGGCCCUUUCAGAGCAUCACUUCUGGCUGCUCUGGGGUUCCCUCUUCAGUCCCCCUGUUCACCUUUGGACUGGACAUGGAGCCACCUCACAGCCCUCAGAACUCACCCCUCCGCAGCAGCUCCCCAGAGUGCCCCAGUCUGGAGCCAGUGGCAAAGGGAGAGGACAGCCAGAAGCUCCCACUCUUCUUGGAGCAGGCCACAGACCCCCUCAGGGAUGACCUGGGGAGUGGCAUCGUCUAUUCAGCCCUCACCUGCCACCUGUGUGGCCACCUGAAGCAGUGUCAUGGCCAGGAGGAACGUGGCAAGGCCCACGUUGUGGCCGCCCCCUGCUGUGGCUGCUGCUGUGGAGACAGGUCCGAGUCCCCAGUGAGCCCCCUGCCACCUGUGGUUCCACUGGAGUCUAACCUCCCUCUGGCCUCCCUGGUACCCUUGGGUGUCUCAGAGGAGGGCAAGUCCUCCCCGUUCUUUCAACCUGGCCCCAGCAAUGCUCAGAGCUCAAGCCAGACCCUCCAAAUGGUGGCCAUGCUCUCCACAGGCCCACACUCAUGAGCGCCUCCUAGGUGUGUGCCCUGUCGUUGCUGUGUGUGCCUUACCCAUGCCUGCGAAAUGCCUCCCCUUGGAAGGCAGCCAGUCUGGCAGAUUUCCCAAAGACUCCGAGAGCCCUGGUAUGAAGUGAAGUGGGCUGAUCCUGGGGCUACAGACUGAACUCCCCUGUUCCCAACACUGACUGGAGAUCAGCACAUGCCAUGGGAGGGGAAUGCGCUGGGGAGCUGUGCCUGCAGCAGUCAGCUGCCGGGACUGGGAGGUUCCUGGGCACCUUGGCUUAUGAACGAGCCAUUAGCCACUUGAUCGGUCCACAGCUUCUCCAGUGUACUGUCCCUGUCGUGCCCACCCAAAGCGUGUUUUGUCCUAGUCACUUGGUUGCCCAUGUCUUGCCCACUCCUGGGACUAGCUGCUGCCAUGUCACUAGAUUGGACACGGGGCCUAGAAACUAACCAAGCCAACGGGAGCACUGGGAGCCUUGGGAAACUGAUGGGCAGUUGACGUCCUGGGAGGGUGGUUAUUUGCCCACAGGGGCCCAUUCGUUCCACAGAGCUUCAGUAGGUCAACACAGGAGGCAGGAGCUGGGCUUGGAGGGGUGCUUAGUCAACUGGGGGUGACAGAAACACAAGAAAAAUGGUGAUUACCAAGCAGUAACAGUUUGCUGGGGGCUCCUGUUAAGUAUGGGGUCCCCAGAAUAACACACUCAGCUACCUUGGGGUCAAUCUGUGCCCCGUGGACACUGUUGCUGGCAGCCACAGAGACCAGAGGGAAAGCUUCACGCCCGAGACCAGCUGAGCUGGGCAUUCCAGAUGCCACACUAGGCACGUUUGCCUGCAUGCUGACCCGGACCUCAGCUUGAGUAAUGUUUGUGUGCGUCUCAAAGAUUGUUUUAAACCUGGUGUUUGUAUUUGUUGAGGAGGGUGGCAUGGGAGGGGGUGAAAUUUUAUAUAAAUAAAGGUUCUUUAUUUCUUUUUUUUUUACUUAUAAAACAAA
Miniopterus natalensis is the source of this 3632-nucleotide messenger RNA. The record is from RefSeq and is a predicted model, not a curated record. Lineage: Eukaryota; Metazoa; Chordata; Mammalia; Chiroptera; Miniopteridae.